UCCAAAAGUUGUAAGGAGCAUUUAAUCGGGUCCCCACUUGCAACCCAAACAAGCUCUAAAUUGUUGCAGCAUAAAAAUGCUGAUGAAAAAUUGAAGCGCGGAAGAAAUCCAGCGCGGAAGCAGGAAGGGGUGAGCGGCGAUGGGGAAAGAAGGUUUCACGGCACCGUUGGACUCACCUUCUUCAACUGGCAACCCUAUCCUUACCCGUCCUUCUCUCAAAUCUCACUCCCAAUUCAACUGGAAGCUCAAGCUUCGGGAGAACUGCUACAAUAGAGUGAGAGAGGACAGAAGUCGGUUACUGUGGAGACUGAGAACAAGCACGCUCAAAACCUCUCAUUCUCAACAAUGCAGUCCACAGCAGCAAGAGGUUGAUAUCGUGAGAUCCGCAUUCGAGGAUAUUGUCUCUGAUGAAUUCCAGAAAAUGAAAGGCAACUCCACCGACACUCGUCUUUUUGAUUCUGAGAUGGAUGAUAUAUGGGAGUACGAUGGUGUUCAUUCCUCUUGCCAGGGUGAAUGUGAAGACAUUCUCUUAGAAAUGCAAAGGAUAUUUUAUGAAGAUCUCGAUUCCUACCCACCCAUGCAGCAAGGUUUGGAAAAUGAACUUGAUACUUGGGAAGAUGAAGUGGAUGAGUAUUUGGCAAGUGCAGUUUUUGAGCAUAUGCAGCUAAAUGAAGAUAAGGCCCACAAAGAGGAGAUUUGGUGUCCUAUUUGUAAGCGAGGAGAACUUAAAGAGGAUCACAAACUUAUAUACUGUACUCACUGUGAACUUCGACUAAACAAAGCCAGUGAGCUUACUUUGGGAUUCUUACGAGAGCGGCUAGCUGAAGCCCACACAGAGCAUCUGGACAGGGGCUGUAGGUUGAAGCCCAAAUUUUGUGUAAAGACACAGUUUAGUUUAACUGCAUUAUACAUUUCAUGUGAAGGUUGUGAAACAUUUGAGGUUGUAAUUUGACAGUUUCGUUAUUUAUGGUUUGGAGUUUGGACUGUUGUAUCAGAGGUUCAACACGCAUCAAGAUUUUUCUGCCUAUUUUUGGUUUUUCCUUUU
This is a messenger RNA of Arachis stenosperma, 1045 nucleotides long. RefSeq lists its product as uncharacterized. Bases 140 to 952 code for a protein of 270 amino acids. The record is from RefSeq and is a predicted model, not a curated record. The transcript has 5 exons. Gene Ontology annotation, biological process: protein import into nucleus. NCBI's taxonomy places the organism in Eukaryota, Viridiplantae, Streptophyta, Magnoliopsida, Fabales, Fabaceae. Gene Ontology annotation, cellular component: nucleus.